This is a messenger RNA of Saccostrea cuccullata (small rock oyster), 827 nucleotides long. RefSeq lists its product as uncharacterized. The record is from RefSeq and is a predicted model, not a curated record. Lineage: Eukaryota; Metazoa; Mollusca; Bivalvia; Ostreida; Ostreidae. The transcript has 4 exons. The annotation marks the transcript as partial.
ACAUAUUCGGGUUCAAAUGCUACUUGGGACACCAGCGAUUGGACGUCUCUUCUGUCGUGUAUAUCCAGUACGACGGGGAACCAAUUCUUUGUGAUGAGAUCUUUUUUCUUGGACAAGAUGCAGCCAAUGGAAAUGCAUUACAGCUGUGUCUGACGCCUGUUUAUUAUGAUGAUCCAUACUGUGAAAUAUUUAUAGAGUACAAAUCCUAUCUUACCGGACAAAUACUACAGACUUUAAGAUGCAGGGACAACAAAACAAUCACUUGGUGUUCAGAAGAAACAGAUAAUUUGUCUGUCGGAAUCAAGAUGGAGUCGUUUGUUCGACAGAGAACAGCAGCUCGGCUCAAAAUGAGGCUGGAAGCCAAGCCAAAAACGCACAGAGCUGAGGAAGAAGACGAAGACCCGAGUUUUGAUUUGGCUCCAUUGUUUGUAAUUCUUGGAAUAUUCAUGUUGCAAGUUUUCAUAUUUCUUGUCAUUUUUGGAUUUGCCAAGCGGACUGUAAGGCAAAUUCGACCAUCGGUGAUAGGUCAAGUAAUUAUGGAAAAUUCACAAGAACCUGUGGACAAGCCUCCUAGUUACUACGAGGCCACGCAGACGCAACAAAGUGUUCCGGUGAGUCCGGUCCCGCCAAAGUAUUCUGACGUGGUGAAUACGAAUCAAAAAACACCUGAUGGAUGAAAAUACCACAGCAAACUGUUUGAUAUGUGCCAAGCGGAGUUUACAUAAAAGAUUUCAGUGAUCUGUGUCUUUUGCUUUGUAUAAAAUGUUCAUCUUCUGGUAACAGGAGGCAGUGUUAACUUGAAUUUGUCGAACCUUAUUUUCCAGAUG